This is a messenger RNA of Triticum dicoccoides, 1570 nucleotides long. RefSeq names its product polyadenylate-binding protein-interacting protein 8-like. The transcript is spliced from 10 exons. Lineage: Eukaryota; Viridiplantae; Streptophyta; Magnoliopsida; Poales; Poaceae. Gene Ontology annotation, molecular function: RNA binding. The coding region runs from base 180 to 1232 and encodes 350 amino acids. The record is from RefSeq and is a predicted model, not a curated record.
AUCUCGCUCGCCUCCUCCACGCUUUUUUCCUUCCAUUCCUCCCUCCCCGCUGCCCCAAUAAAUAAUAAAAACCCAACCCCCACGCCGAAUUCCUUCGCUCGAUUCGAUUUCCUCGCCAAUUCACGGGGGCCGCUAGUGCCGGGGGCGCGAUCGGCGGUGAGAUUCGUCGCCGGGCGGAAAUGGUUGCCGUGGCGGCCGAGGGCCCGAUCCGCGCCGACGCCGUGCCGGCGGCGGCGGCCGGGGCGGGCGCGGAGAGGGCCGAUGCGGCGGCCGCGGGAGGCGCCGCGGCGGCCAAGGCCAGGGAGGACGAGGUCAGGGAGUACAAGAGUGACGUCAGGAAGCUCGAGGAGCUGUUCAAGAAGCUGAACCCCUCCGCGGAGGAGUUCGUGCCGCUCUCCCGCCGCCAGGGGGACGGCGCCCGCCGCCUGUCGGCAGACGCGCCCGUCUUCGUCUCGCCCGCGAUCGACUACUACGCGCCCCACCACCCGUUCCAGCAUCAGCAGAUGCACGUGCUGCAGGUGGUCGGUGGCGGAGGCGGAGGGGGCAGGGACUCCAGCAGCGACGGAUCCGCCAACGGCCAGCCGAAUCGACGGAGAAGGAAUGGCUUCAACCAGGGGAGACGUAGGAUGGGAGUUCGGCCCCGGCGAACUGAUAGGGAGGAUAGUGUACGGCGAACUGUCUAUGUCUCAGACAUUGAUCAACAUGUCACUGAACAGAAACUUGCUGAGGUUUUCUCAAACUGUGGUCAAGUGGUAGAUUGCCGUAUCUGUGGUGAUCCAAACUCAGUGAUGCGUUUUGCUUUUAUCGAGUUCGCUGAUGAUGUCGGUGCAAGAGCAGCUUUAACGCUUGGUGGAACCAUUCUUGGUUUUUAUCCUGUCAGAGUUCUGCCAUCUAAGACUGCUAUUUUGCCUGUGAACCCCAAAUUUCUUCCUCGAACGGAGGAUGAGAAAGAAAUGGUAUCAAGGACUGUGUACUGUACUAACAUUGACAAAAAUGUUCCAGAGGAUUUUGUGAAGAAUUUCUUUGAGGGAAUUUGUGGGGAGGUUGCUCGACUGAGGCUGCUCGGUGAUUAUGUGCAUGCCACAUGCAUUGCCUUUGUUGAGUUUGUUCAGGCAGAAGGAGCAAUUUUGGCCCUGAACUGCAGUGGCAUGCUUCUUGGCUCGCUUCCUGUCAGGGUGAGCCCAUCCAAGACCCCAGUGCGUCCCCGUUCGCCUCGUGCGAUGUCGCACUGAACCUGUCUCUCGUCUGAAGCCGGCGUCCAGGGCAGCAAUUCCGGGCAACAAACCCCUAGUCGUGGCCUUAGAGACUGUUGCGUCGCGGAUCAGUAACUGUCGUUGAAGAGAGUGAGUGUUACCGUUUUGGUUAUCUAGGCUAGAAGAAGGCCCUUCCUUGCUGAUCAGAUGAGAGACCCAUCUGUAUGUUCUUCGCUGGGAGCUCUAUUUUCACUUCUUCUUUUUUUGCUAUAUCCUUAUUAAUCCGUUUGUUAAUUAUGGAUGGAUGCUGUAGCUGCCUUCGACAGGCAUUGGAACAAUAAUGUCUAUGGCUUGUCCUAUUUCGGACUUCAUUCUCA